Messenger RNA from Rhagoletis pomonella (apple maggot), 2343 nucleotides. RefSeq lists its product as uncharacterized. The record is from RefSeq and is a predicted model, not a curated record. The transcript has a single exon. NCBI's taxonomy places the organism in Eukaryota, Metazoa, Arthropoda, Insecta, Diptera, Tephritidae. The coding region runs from base 1 to 2343 and encodes 780 amino acids.
AUGGAGUCGUUCAUUCGUUUGGCAGAGGCAAUAAUCGAAUUUGAAUCCGAUUUUAGCAGCACGCCACCUGCAGAGCAAAAUAAACAUGGUCUUGCAAUACAGCAAGACGAACUGAAAGAUAUGUGGGAAAAAACUAAACAAGGGUAUGAUACUAUAAUAAACAAAGAAGGGUUGUCGAAAGAAGACAUUAAGGCCAUAAGGAGAAAACAUAAAAGCUCGUUCGCCAGCUAUGUUAAAUGCAUGUCUGCCAUGGCGAGUCAGUCCGAAACGCUUGUUAACGCAGAAAAGGAUGUACAGGAUCAGUCGGUCCGUGAACACAAUAUCCACCUACCUCCGUGUGAUACCGAUGUGUUCAAGGGUGACUAUCUGUCAUGGCCAUCAUUUCGUGAUAUGUUCACGGCCAUAUACAUCCUUAACAAGCGCCUCACUCCGGUUGAGAAACUAUUUCAUCUCAACCAAAAGACUCAAGGGGAAGCCAAAGACAUCGUGAGAAAGUGUCCACUCACAAACGAAGGCUUCCAAACAGCCUGGAAAAGUUUAUGCGAGAGAUAUGAAAACAAGCGUAUCCUCGUAAAUACACAACUUAAAAUACUUUUCAAUUUAAAUUCAGUGGAUAAUGAGUGUGGUAGCUCAAUAAAAAGGUUGCAGCGGGAUAUAAAUAAUUGCUUAUCGUCCCUAAACAGUCACCAAAUUAACGUUUCAAACUGGGAUGCAAUUAUAGUCUACCUCUGCUCCACCAAACUUCCAGAAAGUACGCUGGCUCUAUGGGAACAAACCAUAGACCACAAAAAUGAUAUACCAAUGUGGGAGGAUAUGGACAAGUUCCUAUCCAACAGAUUUCAAACGCUGGAGACUUUAUCAGGCUUAAAAAAUUCCAAAGCUGUGAGAGGGCCAAAGCCGCAGCACACACACAAACCAGCAGAAGCCUCCCCAAAACGACUUGGCGUUUUCCAAGCAAGCGUGACCAAGUUCACUUGCAUAAUGUGCCAGUCCAAUGAGCACAAGUUACGCAGCUGUUCCCGCUUCUUAAAGAUGACACCAUCUGAAAGAAUAGAGUUCAUGAAAAACAAUAACUCUUGCUUGAACUGUCUUAAGUCUGGACAUACGGUGUCAAGAUGCACAUGCUCGUUUAAUUGCAGCAAGUGCCACUCCCGACACCACACGCUCCUGCACCUUGAGACUGACCAGCAAAAGCCUACAGCGCACCAAAUGCCGCCAAGCUCAACUGGUAAUCGAGCAUCUUCAUCGAAGCAAGCACAAACAAGACGCAAGACAGGAAAACCAAAUUCAACUGGGGACAAAAAUGUCAAGUCUUGUUUUGCAAAUUCAAAUAAUGGUGUGCUCCUAGGAACAGCGUGCGUAAAUAUACAUUAUAAUGGAACCGAUUUUUUUGCAAGAGCUCUUAUUGAUUCCGGGUCUGAGUGUUCCUUUAUAACGGAAGGACUCAAACGCCGAAUCAACCUGCCAUCCAAAAGGUUGCAUGCCCAAGUUUCCGGCAUCACAAAUUCCAUAUCGGCGCAGGUCAAAGAAGCAUGCAAUAUAGAAAUACGGUCACCGAUUGACCCAUUAUUCCGGUCGAAUACCACUGUGCUUGUCUUAGCACAACUAACUGGAAAUCUUCCAACUACCCAUAUUAGCGCUGAAACUAAACAAGCAUUCCCAGAUUUGGUUUUGGCCGAUAAAAGGUUCUUUGUUAAUGAGCAAGUGGACCUUGUGCUUGGAGGAGAUAUUUAUCCAGAAAUCAUUUUGAGCGGCUUGAAGAAAAAUGUACUUAAUACUCUUCUAGCCCAAGAAACCGUGUUCGGUUGGAUAUUAACCGGCCGCCCAGAUGCAACAAGUGCAACCAACCAUAUUGCUUCAUACUUUAGCGAAGUCGCCUUGGAUAAGCAGCUUACUGCGUUCUGGGAAGUAGAGGAUCUGCCGAAGAGCAAAAGCCUAAGUGAGGAAGACAAGUACUGUGAGGAGUUGUACAAGAAUACAACUCAACGUACCCAAGACGGGAAAUAUGUAGUUUCGCUACCAUUCAGGCAGGAUUUUCCAGAGAAUGUCUGCCUAGGACCCUCCCUAAAAAGAGCGUGCUCACAAUUUUUCCGACACGAGACGCGAUUGGCCAAGGAUCCUGGACUACAAAAGGAAUAUAACAGGGUAUUAUCGGAAUACGAAGCGUUAGGGCAUAUGUCAAAGCUAAUAAAUAAUAUACCAGCAGAGUCCUCCGACAACUAUUUCCUGCCUCAUCACGCGGUCAUCAAGGCAGAAAGCACGUCAACAAAACUUCGCGUGGUUUUUAAUGCCUCAAGUCCGACGGCAAAUGGUGUAAGCCUCAAUGAUGUACUGCUCCCAUGA